This is a messenger RNA of Entamoeba invadens IP1, 381 nucleotides long. RefSeq names its product multiprotein-bridging factor, putative. Gene Ontology annotation, cellular component: nucleus. NCBI's taxonomy places the organism in Eukaryota, Evosea, Mastigamoebida, Endamoebidae. Gene Ontology annotation, molecular function: DNA binding. The coding region runs from base 1 to 381 and encodes 126 amino acids. The record is from RefSeq and is a predicted model, not a curated record. The transcript has a single exon.
AUGUCGAACUUUAUCGUUGGGAUUGACACGAAAGACGUUUAUAUUGGGCGAGAGAAACCAGAGAAAACAGCUGCUGGGAAAGCAGUCAAAAAGGGAGGAGCGGGGAUGAACUCACACUCCGGCGUGAAUUCGAAAAAAAUCGAAGAAAAGGUGGACGGCACCGACGCGCCUCUUGUCCACAAACAGGUCAAUAGAAAAUUGUCUGUCACAAUCGCGCAAGCGCGCCAAGCCAAAAAAAUGACACAAAAAGAACUUGCAAAUAAAAUUUGCGAGCGACAGCAGCUCAUUGCUGAGUAUGAGAGUGGCAGUGCCAUCCCAAGUGAGCAAGUCCUUAUCAAGAUGGAGAGAGCUUUAGGUGUUCGAUUGAGAGGGGUCAAGUAA